Molecule: messenger RNA, 561 nt
Organism: Aspergillus brunneoviolaceus CBS 621.78
Lineage: Eukaryota; Fungi; Ascomycota; Eurotiomycetes; Eurotiales; Aspergillaceae
Product: nucleotide triphosphate diphosphatase NUDT15
Exons: 2
Coding region: 1-561 (186 amino acids)
Biological process (GO): dGTP catabolic process
Cellular component (GO): cytosol
Molecular function (GO): 8-oxo-7,8-dihydrodeoxyguanosine triphosphate pyrophosphatase activity
Source: RefSeq, a predicted model, not a curated record
AUGUCCACAACACCAGAUUCUGACCCCACCACCACCGCCGCCCCGCCAGCGGUGACAACCAUCCCCCGCGUCGGCAUCGCCGUCCUCAUCUUCGGGCGCGCCAACCAAGUCCUGCUGGGCGAACGCAAAGGCAGCCACGGCGCCGGCACCUGGGCCCUGCCGGGGGGCCACCUGGAGCCCGGCGAGACGUGGGCCGCGUGCGCCGCCCGCGAGGUCCUCGAGGAGACCAACCUGGCCGUUUCGGGGCUCCGCUUCCUGACGGCCACCAACGACGUGAUGGCCGCCGAGAACAAGCACUACAUCACCAUCUACCUGGGGUGCACGCCGACGCGGCGCGAGGAUUGCAGGGCCCCGCCGCCCGUCAUGGAGCCCAACAAGUGCCGCGAGUGGCGCUGGGUGGAGUGGGAGGAGGUCACGCGGUGGAAUUCUGCUAAGAAUCCCGCUAGGCUGGGGCUCGAGCAUCCGUUGUUCUUGCCGCUCAUGAACCUCUUUCGGCAGCAGCAGUAUUGGUUGCCGUUGCAGGAGUAUCAGUUGUUGACUGGGUGGGAGGAGGAUCGCUAG